Molecule: messenger RNA, 2245 nt
Organism: Octopus sinensis (East Asian common octopus)
Lineage: Eukaryota; Metazoa; Mollusca; Cephalopoda; Octopoda; Octopodidae
Product: arginine--tRNA ligase, cytoplasmic
Exons: 15
Coding region: 113-2116 (667 amino acids)
Biological process (GO): arginyl-tRNA aminoacylation
Cellular component (GO): cytoplasm
Molecular function (GO): arginine-tRNA ligase activity; ATP binding
Source: RefSeq, a predicted model, not a curated record
CACACACACAUAUAUAUAUACACACACACAUACACAUACACAUUCAUGUGUUUGUUGUUUGUUAGAGCCUCGUUGUGACAAAACCCAUGUGCUCAUUUUUCUCUCAUUCAACAUGGCAGAUGUUAACAUUGAUUCUCUGAAGAUUUGUGCUCAACAGGCGGAAAAUGAAAUCAACAAAAUUGAAACUGAAAUUGCAGCGUUGAAGAAGGGAGAGGUCAUUGCAGGUGGAAGCAUGGCAUUACCACCAGAAGUAGAAGCACUUCAGUCAGAAAAUGUUAAACUCCAGUACCAACUUGACCAUUUGAAAAGUAGUUUUGCCAAGGAGCAGAUGAAAGAAAGUAACCACAUGAUAUGUCUAAAUGUUCUCAUGGAGCAGAUCUUUGCCCUUGCUAUUCAAGAUGCUUAUCCUGAUCUGGGUUCUGAAGCCCCUGUCAUGCUCACUCCUACCAAUAAACCCAACUUUGGCGAUUACCAAUGCAACAGUGCCAUGAGUAUUUGCCAGCUGCUGAAGAGUAAAGGUGUAAAAGUUAAUCCAAGGGAAGUGGCCCAAAAUAUCUUGAACCAUCUCCAGAAAACAGAAUAUAUCGAAAAGACGGACAUAGCUGGCCCAGGAUUCAUCAACAUCUUUUUGGCUAAGAAUUAUGUAUCAAAGCAGAUCAGCAAACUUUUAAAGAAUGGAGUCCAGCCGCCUUACAUUGCCAAAAAGUGUAAUGUUGUCAUUGACUUCUCAUCUCCAAAUAUUGCCAAGGAAAUGCAUGUUGGACAUCUCAGGUCUACGAUCAUCGGUGAUGCCAUUGCUACAUUGUUGGAAUGGGUUGGUCAUGAUGUCCUACGUUUGAACCAUCUUGGUGACUGGGGCACCCAGUUUGGUAUGCUCAUUGUCCAUCUUCAAGACAAAUUCCCAUCAUUUGAGAAAGAGUCACCAGCAAUUUCUGACCUGCAAGCAUUCUACAAGGAAUCUAAAGUGCGGUUUGAUAAUGAACCUGAGUUUAAAAAACGUGCUUAUGAGGCUGUCGUGAAGCUGCAGAGUUAUGAUCCACUUCAUCUUGAUGCAUGGAAGAAAAUCUGUGUCAUUUCUCGCCAAGAAUUUGAGAAAAUCUACUCAGCCCUCAACAUUAAAAUUGUGGAUCGGGGAGAAUCUUUCUACCAAGACAGAAUGCUAAAGCUUGUCUCUCAGUUGCAGUCUUCAGAUAAACUUGUGUCUGAAGAAGGCAUGAAAGUGAUUUUUACUCCAAAUCAGAAGGUUCCAUUGAUUGUUGUAAAAUCUGAUGGUGGUUUUACCUAUGACACUUCCGACUUAGCUGCCAUUAAACAGAGAUUGUUUGAGGAGAAAGGCAAUUGGUUGAUUUAUGUUACUGAUGCUGGACAGUCUACUCACUUUACCACACUCUUUGAAGCAGCUGAGAUGCUGGGAUGGUAUGACAAAUCCGUGGUUCGUUGUCAACAUGUUGGUUUUGGUGUUGUCCUUGGUGAAGACAAGAAGAAAUUCAAGACCAGAUCUGGAGACACGAUACGUCUUCAGGACUUACUCCAGGAAGGGGUCCAUCGUGCUGAAUUGAAACUGAAAGAGAAGGGACGUGAUGAGGUCUUAACUCCAGAGGAACUUGAACAAGCAAGGAAGUCCAUUGCCUAUGGCUGUAUCAAGUAUGCAGAUUUAUCUAAAAACUGUACCCAUGACUACGUUUUCUCUUUUGAUCGGAUGCUGGAUGACCGUGGAAAUACAGCUGCAUAUCUAUUGUAUGCCUACACCAGAAUACGGUCAAUUGCCCGUCUUGCCCAAGUUUCCAAAAAGACACUGCAGCAGGAAGCACUCACCUGUACCAUUGAUUUGAGCCACGAGAAGGAAUGGAAGCUGGCCAAGUGCAUUAUGCGUUUUGCCGAUGUGAUCCAGAAAGUGUUGGGUGACCUCCUCCUUCAUUCUGUCUGUGACUAUGUUUAUGAACUGGCAACAGUCUUCACAGAAUUCUAUGACCAAUGCUACUGUAUCGAGAAAGAUCGCCAAACAGGCGAGAUCAUUAAAGUAAACAUGAGCCGUUUGCUGCUAUGUGAAGCAACAGCCAAUGUCAUUGGUACUAUCUUCUUCAUCCUUGGUAUCCAACCUGUCGACAAGAUGUAAUGGUGAAGACCAAAUUAUUUUAUCCUCCAUUUACACACACAUAUAUAUAUAUAUAUAUGAUUUUUAUGAAUAAGCUGGAUAAUUUCCAAAUAAUUUCUUUGUGGGGAAAAUAAAUAUAUAUUUACCAGG